Molecule: messenger RNA, 905 nt
Organism: Acanthoscelides obtectus
Lineage: Eukaryota; Metazoa; Arthropoda; Insecta; Coleoptera; Chrysomelidae
Source: the annotation of a GenBank genome assembly
CAUCUGAUUCUGCAUCCCUGUGAUUUUGUCCGUUCAUUAUACUUGCAUCUAUUUCCGCGUCCGUAUAUCGAUAUAAUAUACUUCUACGACAGUACAUUACAUCUGCAUCUAAUUCUGCGUCCGUAUAUUAUCUACGUUGUUCCAUGCCCGUUCAUAUGUCAUCCGAUUCUGCAUCCCCAUGAUUUUGUUCAUUCUCCUAACCUUACUUUUACCGGAAUUGGCGCGCGAUCAGAACAUAUUUUAUUCAUCCUUAAAAAUGAAUAGAUCAAAGUUAAUGCUUCAAAUGUGUAUUGAACCAGUGAUGUUACCGAAAUGGGAAUCCACAAAAGGUUUAACAAAAGAAGAAAUGUUGCUCGCUAUCGCAGGAUAUUAUUCAGUCACAAAUGGUCCUCAAAAUGAGACAGCAUCGAUUUGUGGGUCACCAAAAAUCUGCAGUGAAAGACAUUUGGAGAGUCCAUCCAGUGAGGAAGCCUUAUUUUCUUCAGAUACUGAUGAAGAUCCGAGUUAUAUACCAGAUACGGAUUCAAGUGGCGAUGAAGGAUCUUUACCAAAAGUAGAGUAACAUCUAUUGGUUUACAGGUGCCAAGUAACCGCAAAAUAGUCAUAGUUUCAGACAUAGUAAUCAAACCCGGACAGAAGAGUGAAGAGAAGAAGAAGAAAAAGUACAUACGCCAACCAGAUUACUGCUUUUUUUGUGAUGAAGAUGUGCUAAACUUUGCACGACAUAUAAAGCGCAACCAUAUAGGGGAAAGUGAAGUCCAAAAAAUUCUAUCACUACUAGUUAACUCGAUUGAUAGGAAACGUUGCAUAAGUAACUUGAGAAAGAAGGGCAAUUUUAUUAAAAAUUCAAGUACUUUUUCCAAGCCAGUACAUAAAAGUGCUGUGAAUGAUAGCGAAGAAAAUUA